This is a messenger RNA of Camellia sinensis, 935 nucleotides long. RefSeq names its product CP12 domain-containing protein 3 (gene CP12-3). Gene Ontology annotation, cellular component: chloroplast. The record is from RefSeq and is a predicted model, not a curated record. Lineage: Eukaryota; Viridiplantae; Streptophyta; Magnoliopsida; Ericales; Theaceae. Gene Ontology annotation, biological process: negative regulation of reductive pentose-phosphate cycle.
GUCUGUGGGCUUGCAUUAAAUGCCCUGCUCUGGGUAUUUGUGUAAAUUCAAUUACUUAUGGGUUUUCUUUUUCUUUACAUCACCAUCACCAACACCAACACCACACCAUCAGUAAAACAAAAAGACGAAAGGGGAGAACGGGAAAAACGAGGAGAAAGAGAGAGCAGGGGGGGAUUGAUUGGGGUGGGGGGUUUGGAAAUUUUGGAAAACGAUCUAUGGCAUCUUUUAUUACAGCAGCUUUGAGUGGUUCUUCGACAGUAACACGGGUGGCUUCGAUCAAUUUGACGAUGAUCCAAACCCAAUAUCCUCCUCCUCUUUUUCUUCUUCUUGGGGAUCUUCGAUCUGGUGAUGGUUUUUGUUCGAUCCGUACGGGAAGCAAAAACAACAACAACAAUAGGAUGAAGGGGAAGGCGGUGAAAGCAAUUGGGGGAAGUGGAAGUGGAAGCGGUGGUGGAGGGGUGGCGAAGUACAAAGGGACGCAGAUGAGAGAGAAGAAGCUGGCGGAGAUGAUAGCAAAGAAAGUGGAGGAGGCGAAAGAGGUGUGCGAGGGAGAUGAGAGAUCGGAUGAGUGCAAGGUAGCGUGGGACGAGGUGGAGGAGGUGAGCCAGGCCAAGGCUGACCUCCGCCUCAAGCUUCUGGAGAAACAAGAUCCCCUCGAAUUCUUCUGCCAGGACAACCCUGAAACCGACGAAUGCCGUAUCUAUGACGAUUGACCACUUCCCCACUGCUGUGCUCACAGUGAUAACCACGAUACUUCUCUCUCUCUCUCUCUCUCUCGUGUAAUCUUAUCUUUAUCUUAUCAUCCUCAUCAUCUAUCCAUCCCUUACCUUUUUACUUACUGCCUGCCUCUAUGUAUGUAUUUAUCUGUGUAUGCAGUAAAAACUUACUGUGUAUGAUGUGUUGAUGUGGAAUUCUGAGGUCAUGUUUUCGUAGUA